AUGGCAUUCAGGUCUUCGAGUUUGUGGAAAUCUAUGGCUACUCGUGUUAGCGCAAAUUCUGCCUUUGCAAAAUCAAAUAUUACCAGGUCAUAUGCUAGUACUGCUGAGCAUCCAGACGCUAAGCCCAGGGGAUUUAUGAAAGGAGAUUUCGUUCCAGUGUACGUGGCGUUGGGACUAAUAGCGCUAUCAGUGGGUUUUGGUUUACAGACGGCGAUGCAUCAGCUGAAGCGGGCACCAAAUGUAUCUGUGAAGAAAUCAAGGAGGGAAACUAUACCGGAAGUGACCGAACCGGAAGAGGUUGUGGAUGAAGCAGACAAGUUCAUAAAGAAAUCCUUCUUCCGAAAGGUGGCUCAUGUUCAGGAUUUUGAUAAUCAAUCUGUCAUGCAUGAUCCUAUCCGUGGGGAUGCUCUUGCAAGGGAACCUCAUGCAGUGACAUUGAAAUCUGUGGGAGUGAAUCCGUAA
This is a messenger RNA of Solanum verrucosum, 462 nucleotides long. RefSeq lists its product as uncharacterized. The transcript has 4 exons. NCBI's taxonomy places the organism in Eukaryota, Viridiplantae, Streptophyta, Magnoliopsida, Solanales, Solanaceae. The record is from RefSeq and is a predicted model, not a curated record. The coding region runs from base 1 to 462 and encodes 153 amino acids.